Cryptomeria japonica (Japanese cedar) is the source of this 987-nucleotide messenger RNA. RefSeq names its product probable histone H2A variant 3. The transcript is spliced from 3 exons. NCBI's taxonomy places the organism in Eukaryota, Viridiplantae, Streptophyta, Pinopsida, Cupressales, Cupressaceae. Bases 279 to 722 code for a protein of 147 amino acids. Gene Ontology annotation, molecular function: DNA binding; structural constituent of chromatin; protein heterodimerization activity. Gene Ontology annotation, cellular component: nucleosome. The record is from RefSeq and is a predicted model, not a curated record.
UCCAUUUUUAUCUGUUAGAGCAGUUUGGUGGGUGCCAAGUCAAAGCCAGGGGCAGCUUCACUAUCAAGGACUCCAUCCACCACCUCCAUCUCUCACACUGUUUCAUUUCACUUUCAUUUCAGGCCUACCGUACUAUGUUUAUCUCCUCUUAAUGACUUUUUUCAUUAGAAUCUUAUAUCCAUUGGCCAAUUUGUUGCAAGCCUUGUGACUGCGUUGAAGGAUCUGAUAUAGACCAUCUGGAAGAGCUCCUAAGGACAUAGAUCCUGGACAGAGAGACAAUGGUUGGAGGCAAAGGUGCCAAAGGUCUUCUCAGUGGGAAAUCCUCUUCCUCUGCAUCUGCAAUUGCUACUAAUAAUACUACUAAUAAUGACAAGGCUGAUAAGAAGAAGCCCAUCUCUCGGUCAUCUCGUGCAGGCCUCCAGUUUCCUGUUGGGCGUAUCCACCGGCUGUUGAAAUCUCGAGUGUCUGCAAAUGGGAGGGUGGGGGCAACAGCAGCAGUAUAUUCAGCUGCCAUAUUGGAGUAUUUGACUGCAGAAGUGCUGGAAUUGGCAGGAAAUGCAAGUAAAGAUCUCAAGCUGAAGCGUAUCACUCCAAGGCACCUGCAGCUUGCUAUUCGUGGGGAUGAAGAGCUUGACACUCUGAUCAAGGGAACCAUUGCUGGCGGCGGUGUCAUCCCUCACAUUCAUAAGUCUCUUAUUAACAAGUCUACCAAGAAAGACUAGCCUUUUCUACUUGGGGUAGUGAGGAACAUCUCAUAUAGGACGUAAGUAAAGUGAUAAAGGGUUUUCUCUGAAUGUGCUUAUUUAAGUGACAGUGAAAUCAGCAAUCAUAGUUCCUGAAAUCACACAGCCUAUCUCAGGUGGUAUAACUAAAUAUAGCCACAAGUUAAAAUUUUCCCUUAAAGCUGUGAAUUGGUCAACAGACAAAUGUACUAUUCUAAAAAUCUUGACUCUAAUCUAAAUCUGCCAGAAAGAACUUUAGAUGAUC